AUGCCCGUCCAAUCGUGCUUGAACUUGCAGUCCUGGCCCUUUCGACAUCCGUCCUCAGAGCCCCAAAACCUGCACAGCUUCUCCUCCCGGGCACCAUCAGACUUCGGCUUUCCGGCCGACUUCUCGGCCUUGUCCUCCGUGGCCGUGAUCAUGGCCUUGACCUUGGUCGUCCUCCAGUUCCCAGCUGCCGGAGCACGGAUUGGGCAGCCUGCUCCAAAGGUGACCCUUUCGCAAGAUCCCCAUCCCUCACCGCACAAUCUGGUAGACCUCCUCGUCCAGGGUCAAAACCGGCUAGACGGUCCGGGAGUGGUGUUUCUGGUGCGCCUCGUCCAUGGUGACCCACACCCACUCGCUCUUGAACUCCAGCCUGAAGCCCUCCACGCCAAGAUUCUGGUACGGGUGGAGCUCCUCGUCCAUCGUGAUGACAAUCUCCCCAACGUCGAAGGUCAACAGGAUCUGGAGCUUCACCCCCAUACUUCUCAUUCAAGCCCGGGAACUCCGGGACCGCUGCAAGUCGGGAUGUCCGCCAGUUCCCGCUUGAGCAUCGAAUUCUGGUUCAUGACCGCCUUAAGCACCUCCUUCAGAUCCACGGUAGGACCGUACGUGGUUGGAGGUCCCAAAGCCACUACCAAGGUGCGGGCGGAUGAGGUUCCCGGAUUCCUACGCUAUGGCCUGCAAGUCUCGCCAGGGCUGUCCGUGCAGGAGGACGAAGCCUCCGACGAUGUCCGGCUGUGGGAUUUCCGGAUCGAGGUGGCGCUGGAUGCUCAGCUGUUGGAAGCCCAAGAGCUGCAACUCACAUGUGUCGCUCCAGGCUGUGAGGUGCUACGCUGGAAGGGAGGUUGCUUUGAGAGCCGUGCCGCUUGUGACUUUCCGGACGCCGAGCUGGUGGAAGAGGAUGCUGGAAGUUCCCCCAGUUCGCGGAGCUUCUGGCAACGGCGCCACCAACGCUUGCUGAGCGCCGGGCUCUCCCCCGGCGAGGUGGCUGAAGGUAGCAGCAGCUAUGCCUUUGUGUUUGACGACGACUCAUGCGACGCGGCAGUUCUGCAGCCUCGGGAGGUGCUGCUGAUGGCCAGACUUUGUGCCUUUGAUACAGGGCAUCAGCAGUUCACGAAGUUCGAUGCCGAGGAGCGCAGCUGCCCACCGCACCUGCAAAGCUCAGACGAACUCAUCGCCUUACUCACUGCGUUCCACACCGCGUGA
Durusdinium trenchii is the source of this 1200-nucleotide messenger RNA. NCBI's taxonomy places the organism in Eukaryota, Dinophyceae, Suessiales, Symbiodiniaceae. The record is from the annotation of a GenBank genome assembly.